CUGCCGAAGAUCCUGGGGGAGGUGGGCAUGAGGACGCUGGGAGAGUACCAGGGUUACGACCCCGGCAUCAAUGCUGGCAUCUUCAACGCCUUCGCCACCGCGGCCUUCAGGUUUGGCCACACACUCGUCAACCCACUGCUUUACCGGCUGGACGAGAACUUCCAGCCGAUUGCACAAGGUCACCUCCCCCUUCACAAAGCUUUCUUCUCUCCCUUCCGGAUUGUGAAUGAGGGCGGCAUCGACCCGCUUCUCAGGGGGCUGUUUGGGGUGGCGGGGAAAAUGCGUGUGCCCUCGCAGCUGCUGAACACGGAGCUCACGGAGCGGCUGUUCUCCAUGGCACACACGGUGGCUCUGGCUGCGGCCAUCAACAUCCAGCGCGGCCGGGACCACGGGAUCCGCCCUAACGACUACAGGGUCUACUGCAACCUGUCGGCAGCACACACGUUCGAGGACCUGAAAAAUGAGAUAAAAAACCCUGAGAUCCGGGAGAAACUGCAAAGGUUGUAUGGCUCCACACUCAACAUCGACCUGUUUCCAGCGCUCAUGGUGGAGGACCUGGUGCCUGGCAGCCGGCUGGGCCCCACGCUGAUGUGUCUUCUCAGCACACAGUUCAAGCGCCUGCGAGAUGGGGACAGGUUGUGGUAUGAGAACCCCGGGGUGUUCUCCCCGGCCCAGCUGACUCAGAUCAAGCAGACGUCGCUGGCCAGGAUCCUGUGCGACAAUGCGGACAACAUCACCCGAGUGCAGAGCGACGUGUUCAGGGUGGCGGAGUUCCCUCACGGCUACGGCAGCUGUGACGAGAUCCCCAGGGUGGACCUCCGGGUGUGGCAGGACUGCUGUGAAGACUGUAGGACCAGGGGGCAGUUCAAUGCCUUUUCCUAUCAUUUCCGAGGCAGACGGUCGCUUGAGUUCAGCUACCAGGAGGACAAGCCGACCAAGAAAACAAGACCACGGAAAGUACCCAGUGUUGGGAGACAGGGGGAAUAUCUCAGCAACAACACCUCAGCCUUCAGCACACGCUCAGAUGCACCCGGGACAAAUGACUUCAGAGAGUUUGUUCUGGAAAUGCAGAAGACCAUCACAGACCUCAGAACACAGAUAAAGAAACUUGAAUCACGGCUCAGUACCACAGAGUGCGUGGAUGCCGGGGGUGAAUCUCACGCCAACAACACCAAGUGGAAAAAGGAUGCGUGCACCGUUUGUGAAUGCAAAGACGGGCAGGUCACCUGCUUUGUGGAAGCUUGCCCCCCUGCCACCUGUGCUGUCCCUGUGAACAUCCCAGGGGCCUGCUGUCCAGUCUGCUUACAGAAGAGGGCGGAGGAAAAGCCCUAGGCUCCUGGGAGGCUCCUUGGAGUUUGUCUGCUAUGCCAUCGUGAGAUCAGGUGGCCGAUGGCAGGGAGCUGCAGGCUGCAGACCAGGAAACACCCAGAACUCGUGACAUUUCAUGACAACGUCCAGCUGGUGCUGUUACAGAAGGCAGUGCAGGAGACUUCCAACCGGAGCAUCUGCGGAGGAGGAGGCAGAGCAGGUGCCCGAAAGGAAGCAGGCAGGAGUCCUAGCUUCACGUUAGACUUCUCAGGUUUUUAUUUAAUUCUUUUAAAAUGAAAAAUUGGUGCUACUAUUAAAUUGCACAGUUGAAUCAUUUAGGCGCCUAAAUUGAUUUUGCCUCCCAACACCAUUUCUUUUUAAAUAAAGCAGGAUACCUCUAUAUGUCAGCCUUGCCUUGUUCGGAUGCCAGGAGCCAGCAGACCUGUCACCCGCAGAUGGGGUGAGUCUCGGAGCUGCCAGAGGGGCUCACCGAAAUCGGGGUUCCAUCACAAGCUAUGUUUAAAAAGAAAAUUGGUGUUUGGCAAAUGGAACAGAACCUUUGAUGAGAGUGUUCACAGGGACACUGUCUGGGGGUGCAGUGCAAGCCCCCGGCCUCUUCCCUGGGAACCUCCGAGCUCCUCCUUCCUCUGGACUCUCUGUAACAUUUCACCACACGUCAGCAUCUAAUCCCAAGACAAACAUUCCCGCUGCUCGAAGCAGCUGUAUAGCCUGUGACUCUCCGUGUGUCAGCUCCUUCCACACUUGAUUAGAACAUUCAUAAGCCACAUUUAGAAACAGGUUUGCUUUCAGCUGUCACUUGCAUACAUACUGCCUAGUUGUGAACCAAAUGUGAAAAUCCUCCUUCAUCCCAUUGUGUAUCUGAUACCUGCCGAGGGCCAAGCGUGUGCGUUGACAACGCCGCUCCCAGCCGGCCCCGGUUGCGUCCACGUCCUGAACAAGAGCCGCCUCCGGAUGGCUCUUCCCAAGGGAGGAGGAGCUCAAGUGUUGGCAACUGUCUAACUUCAGGUUGUGUGAGUGCGUUAAAAAAAAAAAAAAAAAAAGAAUCCCUAUACCUCAUUUGUAUUUUUAAAAUGCAUGAUGUUUUAUGAAAUUUUGUCCAUUUUUUAGGUAUUAGAUGUGACACAGAAACCAUUUCCACUAUGCAAAGUUCUUUUAGAAGUCAGUGAAAAUCAACUCUCAUACCUCAUGGUCUCUCUUUAAUUGACCAAAACCUUCCAUUGUUCUCCAAAUGCAAAGCGAUCUGUGUUCUGAGCAACCUUUCCCCGAACACACAGCUUCAGUGCAGCACGCUGACCUGAGUACCCACCGUGUGCCAGGCACAGUGCUGGGCACACGAGGCACCAAGGUCCGGGCCACCUGCCCGCAGUAAGGCCCAGCUGAGGUGGUGGAGGAGGAAGCCCCUGACGUCACGGGCCGUUUCAGUUCAGGGUGGCAGGUGUCCAGCACUGGGGUAUGGCGUCAUGGCUUCCAUGGGGUGGGGGAGGCCAGCUUCUUUCUGACAGGAUGGGCGCAUACAGUGCCUGGUGUGAUUUGUGCACGACCCGUGUUCCAGGUGCACAUCCUCCCAAAGAGACGCCCAGACCCUUCCAGCACGAGCCGGCCAAGUUGCUGUGGCGGAGGCAGCAUUUCAGCUGUGAGGAAGGUCAUUGGAUUCAUGUGUUUUAUCUGUAAAAAUGGUUGUCUUGACUUCUUAGCCUCAUAUUGGUAAAUGAUUGAUAAAAAUUGGUUGGUGUUUCAUGACAUGUGGACUUCUUUUGAAAUAGCAAGUCAAAUGUAGUGACCAAAUUGUGGAAGAGAUUUCUGUAAAAUAGGAAAUGUGUAAGUUCGUCUAAAAGCUGAUGGUUAUGUAAGUUGCUCAGGCACUCAGAUGACAGCAGAUGCUGGGUUCUGGGAGUGUUCUGUGCCUCUUACGUGCCCUGGCGGCCUCUGCGGUCUCAGUGCUGAGGCGGCACACCCGUGGCCGCCCGCGUAACGUGCGGUCUGGGCCAGUCACAAGGAAUUGUGUUGUCUAAGCCAAAGGGGGAAGCUGACUGUGAUUUACCAAAAAAAAUUCUGUAAUUCAAGCCAAAAUGUCUGCGGAAUCACCAGUUUGAGACUCUCUGUAAUCAGAACAGCGGGCAGUGCCUGGGUGAACGUGUCUAGCAGCCACUGUGUGGGGUCGCUGUGACAGGAGUGGAAUGUACAUAUUUAUUUACUUUUCUAACUGCUCCGACAGCCAAAUGCCUUUUUUAUGACCAUUGUAUCCAGUUCAUUACCAAAGAAAUGUUUGCACUUUGUAAUGAUGCCUUUCAGUUCAAAUAAAUGGGUCACAUUUUCAAAUGGA
This is a messenger RNA of Nomascus leucogenys (northern white-cheeked gibbon), 3652 nucleotides long. Its product is annotated as peroxidasin homolog. The record is from RefSeq and is a predicted model, not a curated record. Gene Ontology annotation, molecular function: protein binding; heme binding; peroxidase activity. Lineage: Eukaryota; Metazoa; Chordata; Mammalia; Primates; Hylobatidae. Gene Ontology annotation, biological process: response to oxidative stress.